Messenger RNA from Alnus glutinosa, 1800 nucleotides. RefSeq names its product piriformospora indica-insensitive protein 2-like. Gene Ontology annotation, molecular function: protein binding. Gene Ontology annotation, cellular component: plasma membrane. Bases 267 to 1712 code for a protein of 481 amino acids. NCBI's taxonomy places the organism in Eukaryota, Viridiplantae, Streptophyta, Magnoliopsida, Fagales, Betulaceae. The record is from RefSeq and is a predicted model, not a curated record. The transcript is spliced from 2 exons.
ACAUGCAGCCUCAUAACUCCUGGAGCUAGAGCCGUAUGGUGAACACUGUGAAGGAACCUCAUUGAAAAGCUCUCCCUUCUUCAGCUCGAUCCUUCUCUUCUUCAGUCUGGAAUUCGAUCUUGUUGCUUUCUUUCCUCUCAUGCACUUUGUUGCAGUUUGUGAAGAAUUCUUGACUGACCGGCCUUCCAUGCAUAUUCAGUGAUCAUUUUCUUUCAAGUUGUUAUAUAUAUCUAUAUAUAUAUCUGUGAUCUGUCUCGAUCGGAUUCAUGGCCAUGAAGAAAUAUUCCGUUUGGACAUUUGAAAUGUUUCUUCGAUUUGUGUUUGUGGGCUCGUUUGUUUUGUGUAAAGGGCAGGAAGAAGACAUGAGUAGUAGUUCAGUAGCUCCAAUGAAGAAACAAGAGCAAGAAGCUCUGUAUUCUGCUAUUCAAGGGUUUGUCGGAAACUCCUGGAAUGGCUCCGAUCUCUAUCCAGACCCUUGCGGGUGGACGCCAAUACAGGGAGUGUCUUGUGAUGUUUACGAUGGAUUUUGGUAUGUCACUGCACUGAACAUCGGACCGGUUUACGACAACUCUCUCCGGUGUACGGGAAGAGCAGAAUUCACACAUCACUUAUUCAGGCUUAAGCACCUAAGAACUCUCUCAUUCUUCAACUGCUUCUUCUCACCUCACAGAAACCCAGCAAGAAUCCCCACCUCAAACUGGGAAAACUUCACAAACAGCUUAGAAUCCUUAGAGUUUCGAUCGAACCCAGGUCUAAUUGGAACAAUUCCAAACACUUUUGGCCACCUUAAAAAUCUCCAAUCUUUAGUGAUGCUAGAAAAUGGAUUGACAGGUGAUCUGCCGCCAGAAAUAGGCAAUUUAGUAAAGCUCAGGCGACUAGUCCUAGCCGGAAACCGGUUCUUGGGUCGGAUUCCGGACAGUUUUGGAGACUUGGUCGAGCUCUUAAUACUUGAUUUAAGCAGGAAUAAGCUAUCUGGGGCAUUGCCUGUGACUUUUGGAAACUUGACUUCACUUCUAAAGCUGGAUUUGAGUAACAAUAUGUUGAAAGGAGAGCUGCCUACUGAGAUGAGAAGCCUAAGGAAUCUCACACUUUUGGAUCUUGGGAGCAAUCAAUUUUCUGGCGGUUUGGCUCAGUCGAUUGAAGAAAUGAUUUCCUUGAAAGAGAUGGUGAUUUCCAGCAACCCAAUCGGAGGGGAUCUCAUUGGAAUCCAGUGGGAAAAACUGCAGGAGUUGGAAUAUUUGAAUCUUUCUGAUAUGGGUUUGACAGGGAACAUUCCGGAGUCCAUGACAGAGAUGAAAAGGCUGAGAUUUUUAGGGCUUAACAGCAACAAUCUCUCAGGAAGGCUGUCUCCAAGGCUGGAAUCUUUGCCUUGUAUUAGUUCUCUUUACGUUUAUGGAAACAAUUUGACAGGGAAACUGGAAUUCUCAGAAGGGUUUUAUAGGAAAAUGGGAAAGCGUUUUGGAGCUUGGGGCAAUCCGAAUCUAUGUCACCAAGCUGCAUUAAUGUCGAAAACAGGGAAUUUUGUUUAUGGAGUAAAACCAUGUAAGCAAGAAACUCGUUUUUCUGAUGGGGUUCCAAAUGCGAAGAUGAUCAGUGAGGGAAAUUGGAAUCAGAAUUCCCAUUUGGUGGCGUCUUUGGGAGGUUCAAGCUGUGGGCUUGAUGGAUUCUGGUGGGCUUUCAUUGUACACGGGAUUUUUGUCAUGCUUCUCUGAUAUAGGAUUAAUUGUCUACUGUCUUGAGUAAGAAAAAAGUGUUUUAAAUGUCAAUGGUAGUCCCCAAGUUGCAGCCAACUCCAAUAUA